AGUUUGCAUCCAAAGCCAAACCAGCUCUACUCUUGCAGCUCAGCAGUCUCCAACCUCCAGCACCAGCACCAAGAUGAAGAUGUUCGUAGCCCUGUUCGCAGUGUUUGCGGUGGCGAGUGCUAUCGGUGACUAUCACCACCAGCCGACCGGUGCCCCGAUCAAGAUCGUGCACAGUGAGUCGUACCACGGCCACGACGGUAGCUACAAGUUCGGGUACGAGUCGGCGAACGGUAUCGCCGCCCAGGAGCAGGGUUUCGUGAAGAACGGUGGCAGCAAGGACCAUGAGGUGCAGGUUGCCCACGGUUCCUUCUCGUACACCGACCCGCACGGUCACCCAGUGUCCCUGAGCUACGUCGCCGAUGAGCACGGUUUCCAGGCGAAGGGCUCGCACAUCCCGACGCCGCCCCCAGUCCCGCAGGAGCUGGUCGAUGCGUACGCCAAGGCCGCCAGCCAGCCCGCCCACCACGAGGAGCCGCAGCCACACUACGCACCGCAGCCGACCUACAAGCACUACUAAAGUGUACCGCCGCGUGUGGCUGUGCGUGAGAGUGGUGAAAAACACUGCGCCACUACCACCCAACAACCACCCAACCCCGCCGCAGGGCUAUGAACAAAUUGUGAUCUAUUAGCGAUCGCGCUUCUUCUUGGUGUUGCCGCACAGGAGAACUGCUGCAGGGCAACGGAGAGAGAGAGAGAGAGAGAUGCCGAUCUAGAGUACCUAAAUUCGAAUAAAAAAAAAGGAAACCUCCGUUGUA
Messenger RNA from Anopheles merus, 755 nucleotides. Its product is annotated as endocuticle structural glycoprotein SgAbd-2-like. The record is from RefSeq and is a predicted model, not a curated record. Gene Ontology annotation, molecular function: structural constituent of chitin-based larval cuticle. NCBI's taxonomy places the organism in Eukaryota, Metazoa, Arthropoda, Insecta, Diptera, Culicidae. The transcript is spliced from 2 exons. Bases 74 to 517 code for a protein of 147 amino acids. Gene Ontology annotation, cellular component: chitin-based extracellular matrix.